AUAAGGGUGGCCCAUUAUGUAAUUGAUACAUAAUUGCGCUAUCGGAUGACCUUCAUUUCUGUUAUCUUCUCAGUUUCGCAUUGAUCCAAGUCAAAUUGAUAUUGCUGAAUUUAACAAAGCAUUAUAAGUUCAAGCGUCAGAUUAUAGCAAUAUUUAGUAUUAACUUGGUCAUGCUCAUUUGACCCACAAUUUGUCCAUCUCUGUGCUGAAUCAAAAAAUAAAAAAUGACAAGUAUUUCGAAUAUCGUGAUCGCUAUUGCAUUUUUAUUUUUGGCCAAUUCCGAAGGAUCGCUCACUCCAAAAAAUCUGUCACAAUCGGAUAUUGAUUACAUCGAAAAUCAAGGCUUUCGUUACUUAACUCCACUCGAGGAGAUUAAAGGGGCACAACCAAGAUGGUCGUACUUCCUUAGUAAAAAUAAGAUUUCAAUGACGGACGCGUUAGGAAUGUGCGGUGUGCUCUUUGAAGGCCGACUGCUCACCAUAUAUACGAAGGAUGAGGACGAAUAUAUUCGUAUCUUGUUACAAAUUGAAGGAAUUGGCCCAGCUAACGAGUACGUGGCCACGUCUGGGAGGUGGAAUUCCGUCGUGCGCCGGUGGGAGUGGGGUACAACAUUGACGGAGUUAAUCUACUCGAAUUUUAGACCAUCAACCCCCGUGGGGACGCAGGGUCAGUGUGUCGCCGUUGUGGGAGAAUUGUCCAGCUAUGUCUGGAGUGCGGUCAAUUGUUUAGCCGAGAUGUAUUACAUUUGCCAAUUUUGAAUAAAAAUUAUAUUUCCUAAAAAAAUAUUCACAUUUCAUCCAUUAAAUAAAUACGUGUGUAAAUAAAUAUGGGACAUGUUGGGUGA
Folsomia candida is the source of this 844-nucleotide messenger RNA. Its product is annotated as lithostathine-2. NCBI's taxonomy places the organism in Eukaryota, Metazoa, Arthropoda, Collembola, Entomobryomorpha, Isotomidae. The transcript has 4 exons. Bases 225 to 758 code for a protein of 177 amino acids. The record is from RefSeq and is a predicted model, not a curated record.